GUCGGUUGUUUCUUCUCUUACAGGGUUAUUCGUCCCCCCCUCCUUUGGAAACACCAACAUGUAGAUCGGACGACGGAUCCAAUGGCGUGUUCCCUCACCCCCCCUCAGUCCUAGCCCAGCACAUGCCUCAGAGCACGCAAGUGGGGACUUGAGUUCCGAGUGUCCGGCCCAGGAAACUCCGAUAUUCGUCGCGGAGAUCAUCCAAUUCGUCGAGGCAUGGGCCAUUUCUUUGCCUUGUUGAAAUUGUCCGAAAAGUUACAUUUGCUGCUUGCUGCGCCCGCUUCACGUUUGCUUGUCCAACCUUUCGCAUCACCGCUUCUCAAUUCAGUACAAAUCAGUCGGUUCGUAACGUUCGUUCAAUCUUGGGAGAAAGUAAAGUCACCAUUCUUUCUUACCCUAGGUACACCAAGUUGUUGGUUUCAGGGGAGGAAAAAAAAAAAAAAAGAGCAAGCCUUUCCGUCCGACUGCCCCGAUAACCCGCGAGCCAACUUAAUGAGGCAAGUCCAGUUCCCAGGGUGCAACAAGCCAUGCAAGAUAUCAUGGGUUACAUGGCGUCUCCUGGCGUCCUUGCAGCGUAGAAAAUCUCAACCUGGUCUGGUGUAUGAAGAAAAUAGAAAGGAUAAAAAAAAAUUAGAAAAAAAGACGUGCCCUCCUUCGCCAGUCUAUGAUGCAGUCUCAUGCAAUCGUAUGGGAGUCGUCUUCGUCGUCGUCUUCCUAGACAACAAACCCCGCAAAAUCAAAUCAGGAACGGAAUAGAGGGAAGAAAAGAAAGAAACACCUUCAAUGACUGGUUCUUGGUAU
Colletotrichum navitas is the source of this 801-nucleotide messenger RNA. RefSeq lists its product as uncharacterized. The transcript has a single exon. The coding region runs from base 217 to 756 and encodes 179 amino acids. The record is from RefSeq and is a predicted model, not a curated record. NCBI's taxonomy places the organism in Eukaryota, Fungi, Ascomycota, Sordariomycetes, Glomerellales, Glomerellaceae.